Mesocestoides corti is the source of this 4095-nucleotide messenger RNA. The record is from the annotation of a GenBank genome assembly. Lineage: Eukaryota; Metazoa; Platyhelminthes; Cestoda; Cyclophyllidea; Mesocestoididae.
AUGGCCGAACCUCCUUCAACUGAUCCUGCCUUUUCAAACUGCGUCAAUCGUGAGACCGCGCAUCAGGAGUCAAGUAUUGUAAUGACGUGUUUUGCUUCUCUGUUAGUCGGUGGCGAGGAGGCAGAUAGGGGCCAGAAAAAUGCAGUCCUGACUUCUAAACCACCACUGAGUCCAGUCGCGAGCCACCAGCCCCAGUUAUCCCGCCGGAUUUCUGGUUCAAACACGCUACCGCGCGCCCCUCAACCCAACCGCAACGCUGUACAAAUUGGCGCUGUAGCCAGUUUGGCUAUUAGUGGUGGUCUGAGUGGAGAGGAUUUGCUGCGCCUCGGACAGAACCGACCGCCCCCAGUUUCAGUGCGCUCAACGCGCGGAGCUAAUGUGUCUGCAAAAAAUGGAACUCUGCGGAUAGCUCUGCGUCGCGGUCAUCACACAGCUCCACCAGGAACAGUUCAAAUUGGCCGAGUCACUCGCGUUGCCCGCUGCGACAUCUGUCUGUCCCCGCCUAACUCCGGUCUCUGCAGUUUCAACAGCAGUCCCCGAGGUUCUCCGCUUCACCUGACGCGUGUUGGAGGGAUUGCAACAGACACGGACCGGAAGUCGUCGCUUCCACUGCUGCCCACUGACCAACUUGUGCGUGUGGGUCCAGGUAAUGUGUUUAGCACAAAGGGACAGAGCUACUCACGGAUCAACUGGUUUCCCCAACCCUACAAGUCAACAUCCACGGAGGCCUCUUCUCCGCCCCCUGAGAUUCCCACCAGUCGCGUUUCCGUUGACAGCACUACCUCCUCAAAACUUCCUCUGCUCUCAGACACUGAUUACUUGCCGGCAGCUCCCAUUUCCCCUGGUGGUCAUUCUACAAGUUCAGACGCACAGAUUGGCGACCAGACGCACGCAUCGUGUCCCACACCCGCGACAUCUGAGGAAGGCUUUCAUUUCUUCGGUUCGUCCUACCCCACCCCCUCCUCCGUCUUUGCCAAGCCCCAGACACGAGUUGUCACCGUCGACGUCGGCAGACUGUCACCCUCGGCUGAUGCCAGAUUAGAAGCUGUACACCAACAGCGUCUGUAUCAGCAGCAUUUUGCACGGAGCGUACGGAAUCUACGACGAUACCGCCACAUCUACGGUGAUUCGCUCACGUCGAUUCCGACUCCUAGCAAGGCCUCCUCACCGCCCACCGAAGACGACCGGAACGUGGCCGUGAGGUUGACGCUGCCGGUGCAGCAUCGUCGGUGUUCGGCAGACGAAGCGCUCAUCUCCGUCGGCAGCAAUGGAACGGAGGCAGCCGGUUCCACGCGAGAGGCCUCUUUCCUUCCAUCCGACACCUCUCCAAAGAUGACCUCUGCAGAACAGCAUCAACGACGACGACGACGGCUCUUCGUCGCCCACCGAGCGGAUCACAACACAACCUCACAGGAACAGAUGGUGGAUGUCGUCGUUGCCGAAACAACCCACCCAGACCAUCCCUCCCUCGAACCGCCAUCCUCGUGCGAGGGGACCUGGUGUUACCCCCUGAGGCGAUGUGAGUUGAGGUGGUCGCAAAUUGGAGACACGGAGCGCCAAUCAGUAGCCGAUUGUGGACUCCUGCUGACCAAUCACCUUCAUCCGCUGUGCUGUUCACUGCGUGUGUCGCAGGAUGAUCGCAUUUCACUCGACUACACGUGUCGGCUAUACUUCCCACAACAGGACAAACCACUUGACAAUCUGCUUGUCGAUCUUAAUGCACCAUCGACGGAGGCGUCCGGUGCAGAAGACGGCCCCGGCGACACCGCAAAAGUGGCCCAAACUCACUUCGAAGGUCUGGCCAAUUCCGGCCAGGGCGCUCGUGGUGGCGGUGGUGGUGGUGGUGGUGGCGUCGCUGGUCCCCCCGGUGCGUUCCCCCUCAUGGUUGCCGCGGAGACCCUGGCUGCGAGUUUCGGCGUCCACGUGAGCCGAGGUCAGGCCGGAGGAGGUGUCGACGCCCAAGGCGCCCCGUCGAAGUCUUCUGCGGCUUCAAAAAAGGCCGCGUCUUUGAAGAGUGGCUCCGGAUCUACUCCACUUCGACAACCGACUCAAGAUUCACCAGGCCAAGCUCCAGACGUGCAGACGACGCACCAGAAGAGCAGCAUUCUGCGUUCCACGUUCGCACGCAUGCGGCAGGUGGCGUCUGGUGGCCAGAUCACCGGUGGCGCCGCCGCCCCCACCUCCUCCUCCUCCACCGCCUCUUCGCCACCCUUUACGACAUCCACGACCUCGAGCAGUGCCGGCUCGCCCCCUUUGCGUUCCGCUUUCCAUCAACGCCUGGCCCACUUCUCCCAGACAUUCACCCACGAUAAACCAAGUCCGCGUCGGCGCAAGCUCCACCAGAUCCACCGGAGCUAUCAGUCCUACCAGCCUCCACAAUCUCCUGACACUGGCGUGGAAGGUGGCGGCACGAGGUCGGAGGUCGCCGAGUUGGGUGAUCGCAAGUACACCCAACUCCGUCUGCCCCUCACGGCUGUCCUUGAACCGAGCAAUUCCUUCCUCCAGUCUCUCAGUGACGAGAUUCCUGUUAAUGCCAAUGAGCUUGCUGUAACCAUGCCAAUGCAAUUGGCCGUAGUCGACACUGCCAUGGUUGCAGCGACGGGAGAGAGCGCGUCUGAAGAAGCAGUUGAAUUCGCGUCGAUGCAUCAGUCCCUCGUGAGCGUGGAGCAGACUGUCUCGAGCAAUGCCGACUCCUCCACGUCUUCCCACUCCGGGAAGGAAACAGUGGCGCAGACGUCUAGACGUCUGCUUCGACGGCCAACCGAUCCAGCCCUGAGCGUCGAGCUCGGAUCUGGUGACCUUCAGGAGGCCAUUUUGAUGGAACCACCAAUCCUCUAUCCUGAACGCUCAUUGGUCGGAUCUCUGCCACUGCAUCAGUGUGCUCGAAGCACAUUCUCUGCUUUUGUGCCGUUUGUGGUGGAACUCUGCGUCACUCUGGUGGAGAAAUUCGGUCUGAAUUGUGUCGGAAUCUACCGGGUCUCUGGCAACAAACUAGCGCAUGACUUUAUGGCAGCUGAGCUGUGCAAGCAACUUGGCGAGAUCGACGCCACUAACGAGAAGUGGAACGACAUCCACGCGCUUGCCUGCGUGCUGAAGACCCUUCUGCGCAACCUACCAGACUCUCUGAUUCCAAAAGUCAUGUAUCCUGACUUCCUCGGAGCGUCAAGACUGGAGUCUUGGGAGCGUCGGCUGCUGUCCCUGCAACGCCUCCUCAGUAUCAUGGAGUGCUACCCGAACCACCCCGAGUACCGGGUGCACCGGGCCACCCUGCGUUACCUUGCCACCCACUUGGCACGCGUGGCCUCACGCCAGGCCGUGAACCGCAUGACAGCCUACAAUCUGGCCCUCGUUUUCGCGCCAAAUCUCAUCCAAUCAAACGAGGACAGCCCGGAACUCUUCAUUGCCGAUUCCAAGUUCAAAAUAUGGCUGCUUGAGACAAUGAUUAAGUACCACAAGUGGGUGUUUUCACCUGACCUGGGCAUCGAAAGCGGUUGCUUCGUGCCCGAAGACUCCGACAACAUGCUGCUAACGGACGAGGCCCUGGCAGAGGUCAUGGCUGCAACCACAACCUCAAACACCUCUCAGGGUCUGGAGUUCGCGAACCAACCCGGUCGCUCUGAAGGCGACGUGCGGCCAGUGCUUCAGGAGAUGCUGCAUGCAGCUGCGCUGCUGCCUCCACCACCUUCGACGUCUGUACUUGAGGUUGCAGAAGAGCCGGGUCCGAGCACGGACCGUCCAACCGACGUGACCACGGUCGUGGAACAGGCCCUCGAAUCCAGUGCUGUUGAACUUCAGGAGGCGCAGCAACAGCAGCAGCAACAACAACUGCAACAGCAACAACAGAGAUUCCGUCCAGUUAGUCAACCCGGAGGAGAAUAUCGGUCACGCAAGCAAGAACGGUCACUCUCGGUCGGUCGCCGAAGGGAAGGACGUCAAGCCGCAGAAGCUGAACUCCCAAGGCAUCGAAUUCGUGUCCCCCCAAACACGGAUCCCUCCGACACCCCAGAAAGUAAGGCUGUGAUUGGCUCAACUGAAAAAAACUGCACACUUGAGCACCUCAUCUUGAUUCGCCAAUGUCCACGUGAGGUAGUGUAG